GGCCGACUUCCAAAGCUGGACUGACUGCGUAAGUAAAGUGCACUGAGCAGUAGAAGAACUGCCGAGGAAGUCGCGCGGUUCGCUUGCUUUCCUGGGAGAUACUACUGAAGCGGUGGUGGGCGACUGCGUGCAGCGCGCGGCCAUUUCGCGCUCUCGCCGUGUCGCAUGCAGAGCGCGAGUUGUUCAAUCUGCGGGAUUCUGUGCGCGACGUUGCCAAGAUUAUCCCACGUAGUGACGUCAUUGAUGGGGGGUCACGUGUUUUUUUUGCUCCGUUUUGAAAAUGUUCGUUCUCUGUAUACAUAUAUGUGCUAUAAUAGGAUACAGCACGCGAUAAUGGAUUUUUGGCUUGUUAUUUUUGAAGUUUUGUUUGGAAAAUAGUUUUGCAAAUUGGUUAUCUCGGCUUUUAAUUCUACAGCGGAACAAAAUUUAUGCCCGAAAAUAUAGCGAAAGAGCUAAAUGUCGUGAUAAUAAGUAUUAUAUGACUGUAACGAAGUACGACUAAAACAUCUAAACAGUAUUAGGAUACGUGUUCGAAAGCUCGCGCCAAAGGUGCGCAGUCAACAAACAAAAAUCAGCCCCAAUCACGCAGCCUACGUAAUUCCCCCGUGCACACCUGCCAGUAGCGACGCGUUCCACACACAGACGAUAUCACGGAAUAACAGCAGCUGCAGCCUAGCAUCAGUGCACGAGAACCUACCCCCCCCCUACAGCACCUAUACCUAUAGCUACAUACAUACAACACAUAUAAAGCUGCUCUCGCGCGAGUAAUAUGGCGAGAUGAUCGACGUCGAGCGAAUUAGCUUAGCGAAAAUAUGUUAGCGACUUGACAUGACCAUAGCGCGUUCCCGGACAACUUCGCGAAUCAUGUUCAUGGAGGUUCUCUUUCGAGUUUUUCUGGCGAUCAUCAAUAUAGAGCUGGAACACGUCGAACCCUUCAAUAGAAAAAUUCACGAGAAUGAGUUAUGGUUGUACAAAAAUCCUCGAGUCGAUUCCUAUGUUUCCCCAACUGCGUUGUGGGCAGUGAUAAUUAUCGUUCCACUAGUAGUUAUUGCGUUAACAUUACUGUUUCAAAGGGAAGAAGGUGACUUCUCCCAGGCUGUAUUAUCUUUCACGCUGUCACUAGGCUUUACUGGAGUAUUAACAAAUAUAUUAAAAAUAAUUGUCGGUAGGCCAAGGCCAGACUACUUCUAUAGAUGUUUUCCAGAUGGGCAAGUCAAUUUUGAAUUCGAAUGCACAGGUGAUCCAGUUGCAAUAAGAGAUGGAAAAAAGUCAUUUCCAAGCGGACACUCGUCGUUGGCUUUCUCAAGCUUUGGCUUCGUGGCUCUGUACUUAGCUGGUAAGCUUCAUACGUUCAGUUGGAACGGCAAGGGACAGUCUUGGAAACUCUUCCUAUUUCUGCUUCCUCUUGGCACAGCACUUACGAUAGCAGUUAGUCGCACCUGCGAUUAUCACCAUCACUGGCAAGAUGUGAUGAUGGGCUCAAUAAUGGGCUUUCUGCUGACCUUCCUCUGUUACCGGCACUACUAUCCACCACUGGACUCUUUAGUUUGUCAUAAACCUUAUGCUUCACUUAUUAAUCAUGUGGAAUCAAAAGAACUCAAAACAACGAGGAUAGAAUUGAGCAAGUGGACAUAAGUGAACAUAAUGGAGAUUUUAUUUUUGCACCAAGUCGCCUUGGUGCCGACCUUCUUGUACAUAAAUGUAUGAUUAUUGUUUCCAAAGUAUUUUUAUCAUUUAAGACACAAGUAUUUUGUAUAAAAGGAAAAUGCAUGAAUAACCAAACGAAGACUCGGUAUAUUGUCGAAACAUAUAUCGAAAUUUUAAAUAAAAAAAAGCGUUAUUAUCA
Messenger RNA from Nasonia vitripennis (jewel wasp), 1846 nucleotides. RefSeq names its product phospholipid phosphatase 5. The transcript has 6 exons. Bases 829 to 1635 code for a protein of 268 amino acids. The record is from RefSeq and is a predicted model, not a curated record. Lineage: Eukaryota; Metazoa; Arthropoda; Insecta; Hymenoptera; Pteromalidae. Gene Ontology annotation, biological process: phospholipid metabolic process. Gene Ontology annotation, molecular function: phosphatidate phosphatase activity.